AUGUUCCUGAUUCUUUUUCUCGUUUUCAUAACCACUUCAGCUAUAGAUUUUGAUGAUUCCUCAUGUGACUCCUCGUCAGAAGAGCAUGGAGGUGGGCGUCCGGCUCGACCGGGCACCUGUGGACAGCACUGGCAUACUUUCAAGAGACCACAGGGGACAUGGUGUGUUAGAGUGGUCACCGGCGAUGUAGACUACUACCGGGGUCUUGCUGAAUGCGCAAAGUACGGAGCAGUCCUGUCCGGAAUUCAAAACAAUCAAGAACGAGAAUGGAUUGCAAACAAGGCCGUUAGCUUGAACGUAGCCGCUGGUAAAACUCACUCAGGAGUCUGGCUUGGUGCUCAGCGAACCUCUGCGACGGCGUUCCGAUGGACAGACGGGCAUACCACUGGGACUGAAGCUAUGGUAUUCGGGCCUGGACAACCGGAUAAUGAUCAUGGAGCUGGAAGAGGACCUCAACGCUGCCUGCAGCUUAUGGCCUUGACACCGUCCUACUGGAACAUUCCGGGUCACCUGAUAAAUCUGAAGAGUGGACAGCUUGACGAUAUUUGGUGUAAUGUGACUUUGAGCCCGCGAGUCAGAAUGUACUUGUGCGGGAAAAAAGCUUGA
Messenger RNA from Caenorhabditis elegans, 606 nucleotides. RefSeq names its product C-type lectin domain-containing protein (gene clec-100). The transcript has 3 exons. The record is from RefSeq and is marked reviewed. NCBI's taxonomy places the organism in Eukaryota, Metazoa, Nematoda, Chromadorea, Rhabditida, Rhabditidae. The coding region runs from base 1 to 606 and encodes 201 amino acids. Gene Ontology annotation, molecular function: carbohydrate binding.